Molecule: messenger RNA, 600 nt
Organism: Rhododendron vialii
Lineage: Eukaryota; Viridiplantae; Streptophyta; Magnoliopsida; Ericales; Ericaceae
Exons: 5
Coding region: 1-600 (199 amino acids)
Source: RefSeq, a predicted model, not a curated record
AUGGGACACAGUGGUGCACUUUGUCAGUAUGUACCAGUAAGCACAUGCAAUCGUGCAUUUUCUGAAUCAGUUCCACUGAUACAAAUGGUUGAAUCUACCCCAUUCACCAUUGGAAAACACUACUCUUGUGCUAAAAACCUAAACUUGCAACUGCAUGCAUUUAUGUCCCAAUUCCCUGUUUUCACGUAUAAAUACCAUAAUGCACUGGUUUGGGAGGCGGCGGUGGUACCAAGGGUGGUACAGGAGUCAGAGGAGGGUCUGGUUUGGGUGGUUGUUUCGGAGGAGGCGGUGGUGCUGGGUGGUGGUAAAGGGGUUGGAGGUGGGUCUGGUGCAGGUAGUGGUUUUGGAGGAGGCAAAGGUAACGGUGGUGGCACAGGUAGAGGUGUAAGGGGAGGGGCAGGUGGUGGUAAAGGUGGCGGCGUCGGAAUCGGAGGAGAGUUUGGUGCAGGUGGUGGUAAAGGUAGGGGUGUUGGAGUUGGAGGUGGGUCUAGUGAAGGUGGUGGUGACGACGGAUUUUUCAGACGGGGUGAAAGUAAGGUGGCAUUGGUGGAGGUGCAGGUGGUGGUGUACGAGUCGGAGGUGGGUCUAGUGGAGGUGUAG